Myxocyprinus asiaticus (Chinese sucker) is the source of this 4579-nucleotide messenger RNA. Its product is annotated as lebercilin-like. Gene Ontology annotation, biological process: intraciliary transport. The record is from RefSeq and is a predicted model, not a curated record. NCBI's taxonomy places the organism in Eukaryota, Metazoa, Chordata, Actinopteri, Cypriniformes, Catostomidae. Bases 322 to 2673 code for a protein of 783 amino acids. The transcript has 9 exons. Gene Ontology annotation, cellular component: axoneme.
GCGUGGAUUCAGAGAUUUCACUCCUUCAGUAAAGCACAUAUUACUCUUCAAAAACCACCAUCUCCGCCAUAAUCGACCUCAGAUGUCGCUACAACCAAACGACCCCGCUCUGCAUCUCCUUACCGAACUAGAGAACGUUUUGCUGAUCGUUUUGGGUCGUCUCUAGAGUGUUUUGUGCUGUCCUAGUUGCACGAUAUAAUCCCAGCUAGCUCGUCAUGUAGCUGGCUAGCGAGUUUGUGAGCCGUUAACCGAGGCAUAUUAUAGUUCUACCCGAAGAAACUGAGAAGAAAGACAUGGAGACUUAAAAGGACAAGAAACUGAAUGUGGGAAGACAUGGAUUCAAAUGUAGAUAAUCAGGAAUCAGAGCACAGCCGAUUGUCUCAUCGUAGGGAUGGCAAACUCUCGGAAUCUUCUUUCCAAUCUCAGAAAAAGGAGAAAUACCAUGAUGACAUAGAGAGCUCAGCUGGGGAUUGUGCACGAAUCCGAACGCGAGAACUGGACGGAGACCCAGACCGUGAUCGUUGUUCAGAUGGAGAUCGCAGCAGUGCCUCUUUCUACUCUGAUGAUUAUGAAAAUGUCUCACACUCUGAUCAGUCUCUCUCGCCACGGUCAGCGUCUCCAUCAGCACACAAAAGAGGGAGAUCUAGAAAGAUGUCCAGCAGCCCCUUACAUCGAGCAGGUGUUCGUAAAGGUGUGCCACGGCAUCCCCCGCCCCACUCCCAACAUCCCCCAGGAGGCAUACGAUCCCAUAGCUUGAGUAAAGAUGCACCAUCCAAAGAUGUCGACAUGGUUACUAAGCGCAUGCUCUCUGCACGUCUGCUUAAGAUCAACGAGCUGAAGAACGCACUGUCUGAGCUACGUUUACAUUCGGAUGAGCUGCAGCGUGAAAACCGUUUAUUGCGACAGCUGCAACUGCGGCAAGAGAAAGCAUUGCAUCGCUACAACGACACAGAGAGUGAGAUUUCACAGCUGCUGUCUCGCCACAACAACGAGACUCAUGUUCUGCGCGAGAGGCUGCGACGCAGUCAGGAGAACCAGCGUGCAGCUGAGCACAGACUCAGGGAGACGGAUACCCAGCUCCAGCGCUGUCGAAGCCAGCUGCAGAAACUGCAGCGACUUGCAGACGACCAGAAUCUCGGAGAGAGGGAGGAACUCUCACGCAAACUUAUGCAUGCUCAAGCAAAACUGCAAGAGAGUGAACGCAGAGUGAAGGAAUUGGAGAAGAACACUGAGUUGAGUAGCGGGAGCUUUCAGAGGCAGCUAGCUAAUGAGGGGAGAAAAACUCAAGAUGCCCAACAGGAAGUUAAAGCACUGCAGGAGGAAGUGGAGAGACUUUGCACUAAACUAAAGGAGAAAGAAAGGGAGCUGGAUGCUAGGAACAUCUACUCUAACAGGAUGGUGAAAGCUUCUUCUAAGAAAGAAGUAGAUAAUGGCAGCAAGAGGAAAGACACCAGUACAACCAGAACUAAAGCUGUACAGACUGAGGAAAGGACAUCCUCAGUGGAUUUCCCCUCGCCUCCUCCAGCUCUUAGCAAUGAGCUCCCACCUGAUGACCAAAGUGAUGAUUACCUCUCUCUGAAGGUUCGAAAGCCUACUGGGAAUCACAGGGUAAAAAAGCAGGAUCAGCAAGGCAGAAAGCAGAGACAGAGAGAAGUAAAGGACUGGAAGAUCCAAGAUUUAUGGAGAGAGAGGGAGAAAGAAAGGGAGAGGGAAUCAGCAGUGGAACAUACAAGAGAGGAGAAAUCAAAAGAGAUACCACAAGACAGAGAAAGAGAAAUGGAGCUACUGAAAGACAGGGUGAGGCAAAGACUACUAGAUCAACAGCUCAACUCGCAUGAGAAGAACUCAAAUGGACACAGAAAUGGUCUGCACAGAGAGGAAGAGGAUUGGAGGAUUGGCCUAUCUGAUUCUCGGAAGGAGGAAGAGAUCAGGAAGCAUUGUGAACUGGAAGAGGAAGAACUUAAAGUGAGAAAUCAGGAAAUCCAUGUGGUCAAUCAAGAGCGAGCUGAAGAGGAACGUCAGCGCAAGGAGCAACUAUUGGCGAAGAUGCGAGAGAUUGACAUGCAGACUCAAGGCCAGGACUCUGACUUCUUUUCAGACGAGACGGGAAGUGUCCGCUCUCCACCACGGUUGUCCGAGCAGCGAAACCAGAGCGGUAUUUUUAAAUUAACAGACCCAGAUGAGAACCUAAACAAGCUUGGGAGCGGGAAAAGAGCGGCUGGUCUCCGAGCACAGCGACCUAGUGAGGAUCUCGACCUUGCCUUUAGCAGCUACGCCCCAUCUUUCGGUAAAUCUGCUCCCCGGGGUGGUUUGGGCUCACGGAAUGCAAAUCAGACCUCAAACUCACAGCCUCCCCGAGAGCUGGAUGGAGGGUUGGAUCUCGGUGGUAUUGUGAAAGAGAGGAAGUCAAACCUCAUGCAGCAGCUUUUCGGGUCCACUGCCACGCCUCCACUUUCUGACCCACCCAGCAGAAUGGAGAUCCUGAGCCCCCCUCUUACGGCCCAGCUCCCAUCAGGACCAAUGAGUGGACGCAGCAGGGACACAGACACACCAACUGUACUAAACACCAAUUCUCUCCUCUACAAUAGAAGCACUCUCCAAGUCUCUGAGAGCCGACCCGCAGUUAGGGCCAUUACAUCAUUUGAUGAUGACAUAGAGGAAGUUACACUCUGAAUGGGAUGCCAUUAUAAACACUGGGUAUGAAAGAAUCAGUUUCUUGAAAACAGGAAAAGAGCAUCCAAAGACCCCCUUGGUAUUGUGCUCCUUUAUGAAUAAUCUCUGAUUAAAGAAUACUUAGUUUGUUUACCAUGCCACUUUCUUUACCUUCCAUGCUCUGGGUGAAUCAUAGAGGAAGUUUCACUAUUUUCACUAGUAAGUUAUGCAAGGGAAAAGCUCAUUUCAUGCCUGUGUGCAGGGUCCAAAUUUUACAGUCGCCAAGCACCAAAUGUAAGUUAGAACUGUAACCAGUUAGCUGGGAACAUUAUUAGGAGCCUCAACAUGAUACAUGGUUUAAAGACUGGAUUACACUCCCCAACUUUAACCCCAAUUUGCUAUUGGGAUGUGUUACUUGUCGACUCCAGUCAGCAGAUUUUGGGCCAGUUGGAGUUGACAGAUUUCACAGAAUAUUUUUAGUGUAUGAUAGUACAGACUCCGAUUUCUUACCCUCAAACUAUGAUUACACUCACUUUAGAGGGGACUAUAGAAGAAAAUCUAGCAGUGUAUGAUGCUCCAAAACUCAAAUCUGAAGUCAUGCGUGCAUGCUGGUCAUACAAAUGGAGAUGGAGAACAAGCACUUGAAGUUGGACUGUAAAAAUAAUAGUCUCACAAUAAUGUAAGUGAUUCAAAUCAAAGUCAUAAAAACCACCUAUCUAAGAAAGCAUCUGACAGGACAUGGGAAUGUCCACUAAACAUCUUUUUACCUCAGUGAAAAAUCUGAGGUUUACCUAGAAUGACUAAAGGUUUUUUUUCCAUGUGAUGACAUGUGGAAUAAUCCUUAUAUUCCAUUGCACAAAAACAAAAAUAUAUCAACACAGUCAUGAUGUUUCUAAAGGUUUUUAUGGCAGUUGCAAUUUCACUGUAGACUGGUUCAUUUUAAAUAUGAUGCUGCGUUUCACUCGAUGAUCUGCACUGUUUGCCACAAAUGUACAAAAAAAAAAAAAAAAAAAAAAAUUAAAUUGCCAUAAAUACAGAAAAAGAUAUAUAUUUUUAAGACAAAUUAUGUGAAAUACAGUUUCAUGGGUGGUCAGAUACAGUAAUGGCCAGUACAUUUUCUUAGUUCAUUCACCUUUGGCAGAUUCAUUUGGAACCUGCCAGUGUGUGUUGUUAUAAUUGCUGAGAAACUUCCUUGCAUACCACAUGGAAAGCAAUUAUUGUUAAUAUUGUUUUGAGAUUUUCUUUGGAAACAUUUACUAUAAGAACUUGAUAAGUAGGAGGUAGUGUGCAUUAGCUGGUAGUCUACUGUAAGUUACAGUUUAUGUGUUUGUCUGUGAGAGGAAAAGCUCUAACCCUUCAGUAAUGAUAUGACUGUGGCAAAGCUCUGUCCUCUCACAGAGCCACUUUGUGGCUUGGCUGACUCAUCUUAAGACUGUGUCCUCUUUGAACCAGUCCUCCCACACAGCACUUUUUUAGUCAUUCUCCUCCACAUCUUGCAUUAGAUGAAUGUCAGUGUCAAUUAGUUUAUGUGACAAAGGAUAGUGUUUGAGAGACAGCUGAGUUUGUAGUUUUCAGAUAAAAUAAUGAGCCAAAUACUCAGAGUCCGUUCUGUUGUUUUUGUGUUUAUGCACACUGUGUGAUCACAUUUGGGUUAUAAUAUUAAUUAAACCAUUGAGAAAUUUGAGUAAAAUAGAAUUCUCUGCAGAUGUAGUGUCUUUGUUUGCUUGGUUACACAUUGUGAGUUGUUUUAAUUGUUUGAUUUAUCAAGUAAUUAAAUCGAACAUAUGUAAUGGACAAAUAUAGUUUACUAGGUUUAUACAAUUCUAGUGAUUUGGUCUGUAUUACUACAGUGUCUCAGGGGUAUGUUGAACCAACUCAUAUACUGAGAGACCUCUUGUAAAAUUUAAAGGGAUAGUUCACCCAAAAA